Molecule: messenger RNA, 4316 nt
Organism: Solanum pennellii
Lineage: Eukaryota; Viridiplantae; Streptophyta; Magnoliopsida; Solanales; Solanaceae
Product: protein FAR-RED IMPAIRED RESPONSE 1
Exons: 15
Coding region: 596-3076 (826 amino acids)
Biological process (GO): regulation of DNA-templated transcription
Molecular function (GO): zinc ion binding
Source: RefSeq, a predicted model, not a curated record
UUGAAACGAAAGGAAGGGAGUAUAUACCAUCCCGACCCCACACCAUGUCUCUUCUUCUUCUUCUUUGACAGGCUCGAACCAGAAAUCGUAACCCUAAUCGACUCUCAUCCAAGCCACUACAAUUCCACACGGAAUUCGCACCAAGAACCUUCUCGAACCGAACCGGGUAUUACCGUUUCCUUCUUCAAUCUUCAUCUCAUCCUUUCCCCCAAAUCACAAGUUCAUUCCAAAUCUGUAUUCAAUUACUUCAAUUCGUACAUCACUCAAGUUUUCAUCAGAAAACCUCUCUCCAAAUAUUGGAAUUCAAAACCUUUCUUUUCCGGCGAACCUCAGCACCAAAUCGUUUCGAGGUCGUUGUUCCGGUGUCGCUGAGGAAUAAAGUAGAAACAUUUCUCUUCGUGGGUGCUAGACUUGGGUUUCAACUUGCUGCUGAACUGUGGAUUGUAAACAGGUUUCAGGUCAACUCUAGGCUGUUGAUUUUUAAGUUUCUUCACCGAGCUAUUGUGGGAGAAGACUGAUUUCUCAUGGAAAUAACUCUUGAAGAACUUUUCAGACAACAUGAUUAAGCAAAAAGAACUGAAAUGUUAUCCAAAAAAUGGUUGAUCAUGGCGAUGUUGUGCAAAGUAGUGUUCAAUUGACUGGUGAUAUGGUUGAUGCUGUAGAUAAGUCAUGUCUCAGUAGGGAUGGCGGAGUUUCUCGUUCUCCAAAGAGAAGUAUUACUGGAGUUGAAGAACAUGCAGAUUUUGAGCCACAUGAUGGGAUAGAAUUUGAGUCCCAUGAGGCUGCGUAUGCAUUUUACCAAGAGUAUGCCAAGUCCAUGGGAUUCACAACCUCAAUUAAGAACAGCCGUCGCUCCAAGAAAUCAAAAGAAUUUAUCGAUGCUAAAUUUGCAUGUUCUAGAUAUGGCACUACUCCAGAAUCAGAUACUGGCAGUAGUAGGCGUCCUAGUGUCAAAAAGACUGAUUGCAAAGCAAGCAUGCAUGUUAAGAGAAAGCGUGAUGGAAAAUGGUAUGUCCAUGAGUUUAUAAAAGAUCAUAAUCAUGAGCUUUUACCAGCCUUGGCUUAUCAUUUCCGAAUCCACAGGAAUGUUAAACUUGCAGAGAAAAAUAACAUUGAUAUUCUUAAUGCUGUAAGUGAACGAACAAGAAAGAUGUAUGUUGAGAUGUCUAGACAAUGUGGUGGAAGUCAAGAAGUUGGCUUGCUGACUAAUGAUUUAAAUUACCAGUUUGACAAAGGUCGGUGCUUGUCAUUAGAAGAGGGAGAUGCUCAUGUUAUGCUCGAGUAUUUUAUGCAUGUCCAGAAAGAAAAUCCAUGUUUCUUUUAUGCAAUUGAUCUCAAUGAAGAUCAACGCUUAAGGAACUUAUUCUGGAUUGAUGCCAAAAGUAGGAAAGACUAUGUAAGCUUUAGUGAUGUGGUUUUCUUUGACACCAGCUAUAUGAAAAGCAAUGAGAAGAUGCCGUUUGCUCUUUUAAUUGGGGUAAACCAUCAUUGUCAACCGAUGUUGCUUGGAUGUGCACUUAUAGCAGAUGAGACCAAACCAACAUUUGUGUGGUUAAUGAAGACGUGGCUUAGAGCAGUGGGUGGGAAGGCUCCAAAAGUGAUAAUCGCUGAUCAAGAUAAGUCACUCAAAUCCGCUCUUGAAGAAGUUUUCCCAUGUUCAAGUCACUGCUUUGCGCUUUGGCAUGUGCUUGAAAGAAUCCCGGAAACACUUGCUCAUGUAGUAAAGCAGCAUGAGAAUUUCAUGCAAAAAUUCAGCAAGUGUAUAUUUAAGUCGUUAACAGAUGAACAAUUUGAUUUAAGAUGGUGGAAGAUGGUUAGCAGAUUUGAACUGCAAGAGAAUGAAUGGAUUCAUACACUGUAUGAGGACCGCAAAAAGUGGAUUCCAGCUUACAUGAGAGGCAGUUUUAUGGCUGGAAUGUCAACAGCUCAAAGGUCGGAGAGUAUAAGCUCCUUCUUUGACAAGUACAUUCAUAAGAAAAUCAGUCUCAAAGAGUUUAUGAGACAAUAUGGAAUGAUUCUGCAAAAUCGAUAUGAGGAGGAAGCAAUAGCAGACUUUGAUACAUUGCACAAACUACCAGCUUUGAAGUCACCUUCCCCUUGGGAAAAGCAGAUGUCUACAAUUUAUACACAUACAAUCUUUAAGAAAUUUCAAGUUGAAGUAUUGGGUGUAGUUGGGUGUCAUCCAAAGAAGGAAGUUGUAAAUGGGGAAAAUGUAACUUUUAGAGUUGAUGACUGCGAGAAAGAUGAAAAUUUUAUGGUCACGUGGAAUGAGGCAAGAUCGGAUGUUUCUUGUUCGUGCCUUCUAUUUGAAUACAAUGGUUUCCUCUGUAGGCAUGCAAUGAUUGUUCUUCAGAUGUGUGGUCUUUCAAUCAUCCCAUCCCAAUAUAUUUUGAAGAGGUGGACCAAAGAUGCAAAGAAUAUACAGUUAAUAUCUGAGGGGACUGAAAGAAUUCAAAACAGAGUACGAAGAUACAAUGAUCUAUGUAGAAGGGCAAUUGAACUGGGUGAGGAGGGUUCUUUAUCUGAGGAGAGUUACGGCAUUGCCUUCCGUGCCCUAGAUGAAGCUCUAAAGAACUGUGUGAAUGUUAACAAUAGAAGUUCUGCAUUAACAGAAUGUAGCAGCAGUGCAGUUGGACUUCGUGAUCUUGAAGAAGAUACUCAAGGGAUUCAUGCAAUUAAAACAAGUAGGAAGAAAAAUACAAACAAGAAGCGGAAGGUGCACUCUGAACCAGAAGCUGCAAUUGUUGAAGCAAAAGACAGCUUACAACAAAUGGAUAGUCUUACUGUGGGUGGAAUGACGUUGAAUGGCUAUUAUGGUACACAUCAGAAUGUGCAGGGACUGAUACAGUUAAAUUUGAUGGAACCUCCCCAUGAUGGCUAUUAUGUUAACCAACAGAAUAUGCAAGGACUGGGACAACUCAAUACAAUUGCACCUGGCCAUGAUGGUUUUUUUGGGUCUCAACAAAGCAUUCCAGGACUAGGGCAUUUGGAUUUUAGGCAGCCGAGUUUCACAUAUGGUUUGCAGGAUGAGCCUAGUCUAAGAGCUGCUCAGCUGCAUGGAAACAAUGCUAGAUGAUUGCUUAUCAAUUUUCUGUUUAUGGAUAUCCAAGUGUUUCCUGCUUCUAAAUUAGGGUUUUGUUGCUGCAGUAAGUCAUGAACUCAUUUGUUCCAGCUAUUUAUGAUGCAACAAUAUGCAUCUCCAAAAGUUCACCUGCACCUACAGUGCUGAAACUCUUCAAGGGACAGGCUUCUGUGCUGUUUUUGUAAGAUGGGCCAGAGCCAAAUCUAAUAGGAUUCUUAAGCUUGUUUGAGACUUUUAAGAUAGGCUUCAGUACAUGUACUUGAAGUGGAAGUCCUAGAGGAAUCUUAAUAGGGACAGUGAAGUGGAUCUCUUGUGGAUGAGAGUGGAAGUUCAAGUUAAAGGCCAGUGCAUUUUGAAAGAACUUCUUGCUUAUGCUUGCUACAACUGAUGUGCGAUGUGGGAGGCCAAUGGAUGCCAAUGGAAAAAGAGGAGUUCGGCAUAUCCUAAUCAUAGAUGUUAAUGAAGCCACAACAUUAAGCCUGCGGCAUGAGAUGAAGGAUCUGCCUGAAAAUGAUUAUGCCAUAGCCCAAUGGUGUAGAGAUAUCUUUCUGGCCAAGUAAGUUAUUGGACAAAGAUAUUCCCGAAGACACUUCUGGAGAAGAAAAGUUGCAAGACAAUGCCACCCAAUCAAAUCCCUUGUGGUAGUGGCAUCUUGGGCAUAUGCAUUCUUAUCUAGAACCAUAAAAAUCUUACAAGCAACUGCCUUGUUGUCGUCAUGGAAGGGUGUUGCAAUAUCAGGUUUCUCUCAUGGCUGUUACAGUUGUCAUGCAAUUAUUGAUUAAUUUCUCAAAGUCAGAACGCUCUACAGCCGCCCAAGGUUGCAUCAGUAAAGGAAAAGAAUGUGAAUCAGGCAUUAGAGGAAAUGGGGAGCAGGGCAGGACAAAACACGCUAAUUAUGAUUUUCAUCUGAUAUGAUGCAGAUUCCAUGUUUGGUCUAAUUCAUCAAUUGUUACAGUUGUCUAUGAUGUUGGUAAACUGCAUCUUUGUGUUGAUGUCCUUGGGAAACUGAAAUGACUUGGAAUAAGAGCAGUAAACAAAUCAUAAGUAGAUGUUUGAAAGAUUGACAUGAGGAGUCAGCAAUUGAUUGACAUGAGGAGACAAUUGAGUCUUGAAUGAGAGUCUGUUUGUGUAUUAAAAAUUGUCCACACAAUCAUGUCGAUACACCAGACAGUGUCAACUUCCCCUUGAUAAUUUCAACUGUUGGCUUAGUGAUUUAGGUUCUUAUUGGAAGGAA